Molecule: messenger RNA, 1392 nt
Organism: Camelina sativa (false flax)
Lineage: Eukaryota; Viridiplantae; Streptophyta; Magnoliopsida; Brassicales; Brassicaceae
Source: RefSeq, a predicted model, not a curated record
ACUCCCCUCAAACUCUUUCCUCUAUGUCCGGAGUGUUUAGCUUUCUAAAAAUCUAAAGAAACUAAUCAGACGAUCUAGAUUUUACGACAAAAAAUGCCACGAUCAGACCAGACCCGCGGAUACUCGGAUGGAGACAGCCUAGUCGGAGAGAUUGUACGAGAAGAAGGCCACAUUUACUCGUUAGCCGCAACUAAUGAUCUUUUGUACACAGGAUCGGAUAAUAAUCACAUUAGGGUUUGGAAAAACUUAAACGAGUUUAGUGGGUUUAAAUCGAACAGCGGACUGGUUAAAGCGAUAGUGAUUAGUCGGGAGGAGAAGGUGUUCACGGGUCAUCAAGACGGUAAGAUCCGGGUUUGGAAAACCUCUUCCAAGAACCCGCGAGUGUACACACGCGCCGGGAGCUUACCGGCUUUGAAAGACGUUUUGAAGAGUUCAGUGAAGCCGAGCAACUACGUGGAAGUGAGACGUCGUCGUACGGCGCUAUGGAUCAAGCAUUCCGAUGCCGUUUCGUGUUUGAGCUUAGUGGAAGAUCAAGGGCUCUUGUACUCGGCGUCAUGGGAUCGGACGGUCAAGGUUUGGCGUAUCCAUGACUUGAAAUGCAUCGAGUCCAUCAAAGCUCACGACGACGCAGUGAACACGGUUGCAGCCGCGGAGACCCUUGUGUUCACUGGCUCGGCCGAUGGAACUGUAAAGGUAUGGAAACGUGAGAUCAGAGGGAAGCGUACGGCUCACUCUCUCGUCCAGACUUUGUUAAAGCAAGAAUCAGCGGUUACGGCUUUGGUUGUCAGCCACGUGGCGGUUUACAGCGGUUCAAGCGACGGAGCUGUGAACUUUUGGGAGAUGGGAGAGAAGAAAAUCUUGAAACAUUGUGGUGUAUUCAAGAAACAUAGACUGGCCGUGCUCUGUCUCGCUGCCGCCGGGAAAAUGUUGUUUAGUGGUGCGGCGGAUAAGAAGAUAUGUGUGUGGAAGAGGGAAGGGAAGGUUCACACGUGUGUCUCUGUGUUAACCGGUCACACCGGACCGGUUAAGUGUUUGGCGGUGGUGGAGCCAACCGGAGGUGAAGAAGAAGACGGAGGAGAUGGGAGGUUGGUUGUGUAUAGUGGGAGUCUUGACAAAUCGGUCAAAGUUUGGAGGGUGCCACGUCAUUAAAUGUAGGAUUUUAUUCUGCUUUUGAGAGAUUUGGGAUUGUUUGUAGGUAAAUAACAACAAAAAACCAAGUCAAAUGAUGAAUUAUUAUGAGGUUCGUAGAGUAGGUUGAAUAUGAUAUCUUUUAAUAGUAAUUUAAUAUCUCUAUUAUACAUAUAUUAUUAAGCUAGGGUUAUCGUUUGAAUAUCAAUAAUAUUAUAAAGAAAUUGUUAUGCACUAGUUGGAGUCGAUUAAUCAAAGGAUAUA